AUGACUCAAACAUUAGAUGAAUCGACUAUUUUUGAUGAUAAAUACAAUUUGGAUUUGUGUAUCAAAACUGGUCGAUUCAGUUGUAUAUACCAUUGCACUGAUAAAUCAAAAGGUGACAAAUAUUUGGCCAAAUUUAUUGAUUUAAGAAGUUUUACUAUCAAUGACAAUGAUUUUAUUAAUACAGUUAUUGUCGAUGAAUGUCAACGAUUGCAGCGAAUGACACACAAACAGAUUGCAAACAUUUAUGAGACAUACAUAUUAUCGCAACAAAUCGUUUGUCUCGUCUAUCAAUUCAUUGAAGGCAAUAAUUUAUUAGUUGAAAUUGUCAACAGAGCUAAUGCUGGAUAUAUUUACAGUGAAAAUGUUAUCAGUUAUUAUAUGAACCAAAUAAUGGAAGCAAUAGAUUACUGCCAUAAGUCUGACAUAAUUCACGGCAAUAUAAGGGCUGAAAACAUCUUAAUGUCAAACAAUAAGAGUGAAGGAGUCAUCAAAUUAUGUGGUUUUGGGAGAACUCUAAUCCAGAAUCACUUCAAACAAAGUUGUGUUCAUUAUUAUGAAACAAACAAUUUAUUUAAUUUGUUGCCAAACCCUUAUAUGGCGCCUGAAUUACAUCAACCAAAUGCUGUAUUUACUAAAGCUUCAGACAUUUAUAGCUCCGGGAUCUUACUUUUGACACUUCUUUGUGGAUCUUCUUUACAUUUUGACCCUCAAAUAGAUUUCUUUUCGAUUGGAGAGAAAAUAUGGAACGGAAUCAGUGAUAUCACUAAAGAAUUGGUACUCAAAAUGCUUAAACCAAAAGCAAACUCAAGAAUUACAGCUCACGACGUCUUAAAUCAUAAAUGGCUUUCUAGACAAAGAACAACAAGAUUUAGGUAA
Molecule: messenger RNA, 876 nt
Organism: Oppia nitens
Lineage: Eukaryota; Metazoa; Arthropoda; Arachnida; Sarcoptiformes; Oppiidae
Product: peripheral plasma membrane protein CASK-like
Exons: 7
Coding region: 1-876 (291 amino acids)
Biological process (GO): intracellular signal transduction; peptidyl-serine phosphorylation; protein autophosphorylation
Cellular component (GO): nucleus; cytoplasm
Molecular function (GO): calcium-dependent protein serine/threonine kinase activity; calmodulin binding; calcium/calmodulin-dependent protein kinase activity
Source: RefSeq, a predicted model, not a curated record